CACGUCGCCAGAUUUGAAAGGGAGCAGGUGAGAGAGGAGGUGUAUCAUUCGGACAUAGAUCUAGAGAGAGAAACACGUAAAGAAGAUGGUUGAAUAUUCGUUAGGGGAAACAGCUCUCCACUGGGGAGAUAUCCUCGUGAUAUUGGGAUAUCUUGCUGCUGUGAUGGCCGUCGGAAUUUGGUCAUCAUGCAGAAAUCGAGGCAGUGUUGGAGGUUACUUCUUGGCAGGAAGAAGCAUGCAUUGGAUUCCUGUUGGAGCUUCGUUGUUUGCCAGUAAUAUUGGCAGUGGUCAUUUUAUUGGCUUAGCAGGGUCUGGUGCAUCCAGUGGCAUUGGGAUUGCAGUGUUUGAACUCAACGCCAUUUUUAUCCUGCUCAUUCUAGGAUGGAUAUUUGUACCUGUAUAUAUUGCUGCUGGGGUCUACACCAUGCCAGAGUACCUCAGAAAGCGGUUUGGUGGUCAACGCAUACGGAUCUAUCUGGCCGUCUUGACUUUGAUUUUGUAUGUCUUCACCAAAAUUUCAGCAGAUCUGUAUUCUGGAGCCCUGUUCAUUCAGCUGGCCAUGGGUUGGAACUUACCUCUUGCCAUCACUGCUCUCCUGCUCUUGGCUGCCCUCUUUACCAUUGCUGGUGGUCUAACUGCUGUGAUCUGGACGGACUUUAUUCAGACUGUCAUCAUGGUUAUUGGUGCCUUUAUCCUCAUGGUUAUGAGUUUUGUUGAAGUUGGUGGCUACAACCCUUUGAUUGAAAAGUUUUUUGCUGCUGUCCCCAAUACAACAAGAGAUGCUGCGCCAAAUGACACUUAUGCAAAGUGUGGCAUUCCCCCAGCAAACUCAAUGAAUUUGAUUCGAUCAAUUGAUGAUGGGUCUCUUCCAUGGCUGGGAGUGAUGGUGGGAUUAACCAUCUCGUCAGUGUGGUACUGGUGUUCAGAUCAGGUUAUAGUGCAGAGAGCUCUAGCUUCCAAGGAUUUGUCUCAUGCUAAGGGAGGCACUGUCCUGGCUGGAUACCUGAAGAUCUUACCUAUGUGGCUAAUUGUGUACCCUGGGAUGAUUGCAAGAAUCCUGUUUCCAGACGAAGUUGGCUGUGCUGAUCCAGAUAUCUGCUAUUCCAUUUGUGGCAGUCGCAAUGGUUGUACCAACAUAGCGUUCCCCUUGCUCGUGAUCCGUCUGCUGCCUCCAGGUCUACGUGGCUUGAUGUUGGCUGUGAUGAUGAGUGCUCUGAUGUCUUCCUUGACUUCCAUCUUUAACAGUGGCAGUACCAUCUUCACCAUGGACAUAUGGAGGAGAAUCCGUAAGCGUGCCAGUGACAUAGAGCUUAUGAUUGUUGGCAGAGUUUUUGUCCUGAUUUUGGUGGUAAUAAGUGUGGUGUGGAUCCCCAUUGUGCAGAGUGUCUCUGAGUUGUUCCACUACAUUCAGGCUGUCACCAGCUUCCUGGCGCCACCUAUUUGUGCUGUGUAUGUCCUGGCUGUAGCAUGGAAGAGAAUCAAUGAGCAGGGAGCUUUCUGGGGUUUGAUGAUUGGACUGGUUACUGGCCUUGCCCGCUUUAUCUGGGAGUACAGCUAUGGGCCUGCUCCCCCAUGUGGAGAAACAUCAGAUAACCCCAUCCCACCCAUCAUUUCCAAGGUCCAUUAUCUCCACUUUGGUAUUCUGUUGUUCUUCAUCAGCGCCAUUGCCACAAUUGUCAUUAGUCUGUUGACAAAGGCAAUCCCAGAUGAGUAUCUGUAUCGCUUGACGUUCUUUACCCGCUUCAGCACAGAGACAAGGAUGGACAUUUCUGAACAAGAGCGGAUUGAUAAUGCUAAACCUGAGAAAGAAGGCGUGGACAACCAGGGGAUGAAAGACAGUGAUAUUAACUUGUCUGUCAUGAAUUCCAAUGGAACAACUGAAAAUACUGUCCAGCCAGAACCUGCUGAGAAGAAACUGCCAUGGUACAAGACUGCAUUCAACUGGAUUUGUGGCAUUGAGAAGAUGCAGGGAGGAGUAGGUGACCUGACCCCUGAACAAAGAGCAGCCAUGGAUGCCAAGCAAAUCUCCAUUGUGGAAGUCCCACUGCACAGACGUAUCUGUAAUGCCAAUGCUAUCAUUCUCAUGGUUGUGGCAACCUUCCUCUGGGGGUUCUUUGCCUGAGAUAAUAUCCAAAAGACUGCAAAACAGUUGUCAUAUAACAAAUAUAACUUGAUGUUUAUUUUACAAACCAGCAUAGUGAAUAAUUUUAGACAUUUCAAAGGAUUUUAUUUUUGGAUUGAGUUAUCAGGAGAUAGAAUGUUAGAGGGCCAGUUAUAAGAAUAAGAUUUAGAGUUCCCUCCAAAGUGUAAGAUAUAUGCAAAAAAGUAUGUAUGCAAAUUCAUAGAUAUUCAUACAUUUUAAAACUUGUGAAUGUGGUUUUGAACUGCUAUAUAGCAUUUUACUCUUUUUGUAGAUUUAUUCUCAAAUAUUUUUGUCAAUUAAGUUUACAGAGAAAUAACUGAUAAAUGAUACUGAAUUAUGUUUACAAAUUUAUUUUAAUUAAGUAACAAAGCAAAAAAACAAAAUUGUAUUAGUAAGAAUGUUUUGGUUGUGAAACAAUUAUUAUAAAAAAUAUUUGAUAUUAAUCAGUUAUCUCUGAACAGUGAUUUUUGGACACUUAUAUCCAUACCUUUUGGUUUUGAUAUGAUUGUAUCUCUACCAACCUGAGUGGUUGUGUUAUCAAUAUCUCUAAAAGGAUAUUUGUAUACCUUCAUUUUAUAUUUUAAUAUAUUAUAUAUACAUAUCUAUGGGUAUUAUAUACAAGACUGUUAUAUACUUUUUAACAUAGUUAUUUUCUGUAAUGUAACAAGUUAUAUACAGACAUACGUAAAUACAUGUUAUAUAUUGCUCUUUAUGUAAAGGAAGUGACAUCAAUUUUAAAUGACACCUUUCUUUUAACCUUUUUUUAGUCUUUGUUAUUUUGAGUUUGGGAUACAUGUAUCUAUGAUAUAAAACAUAUGUACUGAAAACAUUUUACAAAGUCAUGAUAUGCCAUAUCAAGCAACAUGGUUCCAAACCUGGAUAUUUUGCUCUCAUUCUGUAAUAUUUGCAGCCAAUGAAUAUAGUAGUCUUAAGAUGAGGGAGGGAUAGUAACUAGACCUGUAUGGUAGCACAAUGGAAAGGAAAUACUUGACAUUUAAUUGACCUGGUAAGGUAAAAAAAUCAACAAAAUCAAGAUCUGUGGCUAAAAUCAAAUUAUGAUUUUGUGUAAAGGAACUUAUGAACUGGAGGUCUCAUUGAUACUGAUUUGAUGUUGGUUUGAUAAAUGUUUGAAUGGACAAUGAUAUGAUUGUAAUGCAAAUACCUUGCCCUUACAUGACCAUGUUAUAAAGUCAGAACAAUGGGACUAGUCCAUAAUCAGCUUAACACUAUAGCUAGCUGAUAGACUUUGGAUUAUCAAACUUUGUUUCUACUGUGCAUUCUACUGUCUAGUCCAUAAUUUGCUCAAAGCUAAGAAUAACUUAACAACUUAACUAUCAGUUCCCCAUUCAAAAGCAGUAAUUAGAAUUACAAUCAUUGAGUUGAACAUUAUAAUUUAGGAUUUUUUUAGUUGAUUGAGUUUAAACUUUUACUUUAACUAUGUAUUUGCAUUUUAAGCCAUUUCUAGUAAAUUUACCUGAGUACAUGCUGGCAUAUUUUCAAGGUAUAUAGAGGUGUAUUAUUGGAUAGUCAUAUUACCAUAAGAAAGCAUUUAAGUGGCAUUUCUCAAAGUUGCAGUAAAUUUCUUAAAAUGCACCUAAAAACUUGCAAUCAUGGUAUUUAUAAUCAAGUAUUAUUAUAUAUAAUAAUUGAUCACAAAAAUCAAUCAAUUCAAUAAAUACAAUCCACCCUUUUA
Messenger RNA from Lingula anatina, 3836 nucleotides. Its product is annotated as sodium/glucose cotransporter 4. Gene Ontology annotation, cellular component: plasma membrane. Gene Ontology annotation, molecular function: D-glucose:sodium symporter activity. The record is from RefSeq and is a predicted model, not a curated record. Lineage: Eukaryota; Metazoa; Brachiopoda; Lingulata; Lingulida; Lingulidae. Gene Ontology annotation, biological process: transmembrane transport.